Messenger RNA from Condylura cristata (star-nosed mole), 2667 nucleotides. RefSeq names its product ADAM metallopeptidase with thrombospondin type 1 motif, 13 (gene ADAMTS13). The record is from RefSeq and is a predicted model, not a curated record. Gene Ontology annotation, cellular component: extracellular matrix. The transcript is spliced from 18 exons. Gene Ontology annotation, biological process: extracellular matrix organization. NCBI's taxonomy places the organism in Eukaryota, Metazoa, Chordata, Mammalia, Eulipotyphla, Talpidae. The coding region runs from base 1 to 2667 and encodes 888 amino acids. Gene Ontology annotation, molecular function: metalloendopeptidase activity.
AUGCCUCCAAGCCCGGGGCACAGAGUGACGCAGAGGCCUGGCAAACCUUCGCUGGCACAGCUGCCACCUGCUGGGCCUGGCUGCCCUCCUCGGCCCCCACGUGGCGUCUGGAGACAGAGGCGGGCUGCGGGGAGCAUCCUGCACCUGGAGCUGCUGGUGGCCGCGGGCCCCGACGUGUUCCUGGCUCACGGGGAGGACACCGAGCGCUAUGUGCUUGCCAACCUGCACGUGGGGUCGGAGCUGCUGAGGGACCCGUCCCUGGGGGCUCAGCUCCGGGUGCACCUGGUGAAGAUGGUCAUCCUGACGGAGGCCCAGAGCGCUCCGAACAUCACAGCCAACAUCACGGCGUCCCUGCGGCGUGUCUGCGAGUGGGGCAGGAAGGUCAACCCCCCGGAGGACUCGGACCCUGGGCACGCCGACCUGGUCCUCUACAUUACCAGGUUCGACCUUGAGCUGCCUGACGGGAACCGGCAGGUUCGGGGAGUCACCCAGCUGGGGGGCGCCUGCUCCCUCUCCUGGAGCUGCCUCAUCACUGAGGAUACUGGCUUCGACCUGGGGGUCACCAUUGCCCACGAGAUUGGACACAGUCUGCACGCGCACCCGGGCCUCUACUACGGCGCCGAUGAGCAGUGCCGCGUGGCCUUCGGGCCCUCCGCCGUGGCCUGCAGCUUCGCCAGCCGGCACCUGGAUAUGUGCCAGGCCCUCUCGUGCCACACGGACCCUGGGGACCAAAGCGGCUGCAGCCGCCUGCCCAUCCCUCUCCUGGACGGGACCGAGUGCGGCGUGGACAAGUGGUGCUUCCGAGGCCGCUGCCGCCCGCUGGCGGGGCUGCCCCCCGUGGGGGCCGUGCACGGGCUCUGGUCCAGCUGGGGUCACCCCAGCCCUUGCUCCCGCUCCUGUGGCGGCGGUGUGGUCACCAGGCGGCGGCGGUGCGACAACCCCAGACCUGCCUUUGGGGGGCGCGCGUGUGUGGGGGCCGACCUGCAGGCGGAGAUGUGCCACACUCAGCAGCUGGGCCCGCGCUCCGGUGGCGCCUGGCGCCUCCCCUGCCCACGGAACCCUGGGGCGCAGGUGGGGGCUCUGCGGCUCCUUGAGGAGUAUGUCACCUUCCUGACGGUCACCCCCAACCUGACCAGCGUGUACGUCGCCAACCGGAGGCCCCUCUUCACACACCUGGGUGAGCUGCCGCGGGCUCGCCAGAGCUGGCCGCCGUGGAGGUACAAGCUGGCCGCCUGCAGCGUGAGCUGUGGGGGCGGGGUGGCCAGGAGGGUCCUGUACUGUGCCCGGGCCCGAGGCGAGGACAGGGGCCAGGAGAUCCUCCCGGACUCCCAGUGCCAGGGGCUGCCCCGCCCGGAGCAGCAGGAGGCCUGCAGCCCGGACCCCUGCCCGGCCAGGUGGAAGGUCGUGGCCCUCGGCCCCUGCUCGGCCAGCUGCGGCCUCGGCACCGCCGUGCGCUCGGUGGCCUGUGUGCGGCUGGACCAAGGCUGGGACGUGGAGGUGGAUGGGGCGGCCUGUGCAGGGCAGGUGCGGCCGCAGGCCAGCGUCCCCUGCAGCGUGGCCGACUGCACCCACCGGUGGCAUGUCAGCGCCUGGACGCAGUGCUCUGUCUCCUGCGGGGAGGGCAUCCAGCUCCGGCAUGACGCCUGCCUCGGACCCCAGGCCCGGGCGCCCGUACCAGCCGACUUCUGCCAGCACCUGCCCAAGCCCAUGACGGUGCGGGGCUGCUGGGCCGGGCCCUGCCCGGGGCGAGCCACGGCCAGCCCGGAGCCCUGGGAGGGAGCUGCUGCUCCAGGCGGGACCACGGCUGCCACCCCUGGGCCUCCUCCGGAGUGGCCCCCGCGCCCAGCCCCUCGGCUUUGGGGGCCCCAGGAGAGCUCCAGCGAGUCCAGCGCCUGUGGGGGGCUGCGCCUGGAGUCAGAGGGAACCAUUGACAUGCGAGACCCGGUGUUCACUGACUGCACCGUGGCCAUCGGGCGGCCCCUGGGCGAGGUGGUGACCCUCCAGGUCCUCGAGGGUUCCCUCAACUGCAGCGCUGGGGAGAUGCUGCUGCUGUGGGGGAGGCUCACGUGGAGGAAGACGUGCAGGAGGCUGGCGGGGGCCACCUUCAGCUCCAGAGCCAACACGCUGCUGGUGAGGCAGCGCCGCGUGCGGCCACAAGGGGGCGUGCUGCUGCGCUUCGGGAGCCGGCCGGCCCCGCGGGCCUUCCACAGAGAAUGUGACCUGCAGCUCUUCGGACCCCGGGGUGAAAUCGUGAGCCCCUCCAUAAGUCCAGGUGGGAGGAACGCGGGGGGCUGCCGCGUCUUCAUCAGCGUGGCCCCGCAGGCCCGCCUCGCCAUCCACGCCCUGGUCAGCGGGCCGGGCCCCGGCGCCGAGGGCUCCAGCACCAGCUACAUCUCGGUCCGGGACACCCACAGCCUGAGGACCAGGACUUUCCACGGGCCACAGGCGCUGUACUGGGAGUCGGAGGGCAGCCAGGCCGAGCUGGAGUUCAGCCAGGGCUUCCUGGAGGCCCAGGCCAGCCUGCACGGCCAGUACUGGACCCUCCAGCCUGGAGCGCGGCGUCCCGGCAGGGCCCUGCCCCGGCCUCCUCCCAAGCACACCCAGGGGCCCGGGGUGCAGGCCGCUGCCCCCUCCCAGUCCUGGGGGGGGGAGGAAGAAGGGGCCUGA